AUGGGUUGGUGGGGGAAAUCUUCAGAGGCCAAGGCCGAGGACCAGCAGCGCAAAGAGUCGCAGAGCGAAGGCGCUUUCGAUCCCACACUCCCCAAGGCUGAGAAGCUGCCCAAGGGCCUGCAGAAGAUUGUCGACAAGGCCGAUAAGGACGAGAGUUUCUUUGACAGCAUCAAAGAGGGAAGCGCCCCCGACUCGACGGAGAGCAACUUGCGAUAUGCCGCGUAUGCAACCCGACUUCGAACAAUUCUGCUGUCUGCGCAUCGAUAUGUCGCCUACACGUCUGAUAUUGGCGAAUCGUUCCGUCCCGUCGCGCACCCGGGCCUCGUUCGCACGGCCUACGGAAUCUCAUGGCUCUAUAUUCUGGGCGACGUAUCGUUUGAGGGAUACCGCGCGUACUGGCGCAACCAGCGCGUCCUCAACCCGCAACUUCUGCUCAACUCUCAUCAGCAGAGAUUCUCCGGCCUUCCUGAAAAGGAGACGCAGAGCCUUACACCCGGUGUAGUUCCUCCAUUGGAGGAUUAUCGAACAGUCAUGGUGCAGAGAGCCAUCUUCCAGAGCGUGGCCAGUAUGGGACUGCCCGCCUUUACCAUUCACAGCAUGGUCAAGUACUCUGGAAAGGCCAUGAAGAAUGUCAAGAACGUUACUUUGCGAACAUGGGGCCCUAUUGGCCUUGGCUUGUCCGUCGUUCCAUUCUUGCCCAGUCUCUUUGACAAGCCGGUCGAAGAUGCCGUCGAGUGGGUGUUCCACAAGGGCUUUUCGCAGUUUGGAGGCCACGAAUACGUCGGAGACUCGCCGGCUACUGGGCGGGAAAAGCUGAUCAACAAGGAUCUCAAAGCCAAGAAGGAUUAA
Messenger RNA from Trichoderma gamsii, 849 nucleotides. RefSeq lists its product as hypothetical. The record is from RefSeq and is a predicted model, not a curated record. The transcript is spliced from 2 exons. NCBI's taxonomy places the organism in Eukaryota, Fungi, Ascomycota, Sordariomycetes, Hypocreales, Hypocreaceae. Gene Ontology annotation, cellular component: mitochondrion. Gene Ontology annotation, biological process: mitochondrial fission. Bases 1 to 849 code for a protein of 282 amino acids.